AUGGCUCGCGCUGCGGAAUCACGGAAAAAGCGUCCAAAAUCCUGGAAUUUGGCGGUGAGACUUCCUCGAGUGGAUGUCGAUGUUGCUGCUGUUGAAGACAAUGUAGAGACAUCCGUUCAUCCAUCACAAGAUGAUCCGCAGUGCUAUCGCCACGUUCCCCAUUCGCUUCAUCCCUAUGCCUUGUUUCCCGUGGAACCAGAUGGGAGGGCACGUGAAUUGAUUCAUUUCAUGCAUAAUGAGGGCGAAUACCUCUAUCGGCCAUUCCGAAAUGAGUGGUUUGCGAUGGCCGUCAUCGAUUGCACUGCAUUCUACCUCUCAUUGGCAAACGCCGCGUUGUUCUUCCAUCAGAUGGCUCAACGCAAAGGUUGCGAGCACAGUGACUUUGAGGAGUCCUCAGCGUAUCUCAGCUUGUGUCUCAAUCAAGUUACAGAGAGGCUUGGGAAGGAAUCCGACCAUGUCAGCGAUGGCGUCAUCACGACAAUCUUGGGAUUUCUUUGCCACGAUUCCAGUGUUGGCAGAUGGGAUCGAUUCGAUGUUCACAUGAAGGGUCUGAAAGAUAUUCUCCGACUUCGUGGGGGCUUCCAGGCUCUGAAUAGAACCGUCGUCAUGUUCACUUCCUGGUUUGAUAUCGUUAGAGCGUCCGUUCUCGAUUGCAGGCCACGCUUCCUCCUUCCUGCUGACGUCUUUGCUCCGAUUGUACAACACGACAUAUCGUCUCCGUCUAUGCAGGAUCUCAUUGUACGAAUUCGACAUUUCUCCGAUGAACUUGCGGAAACAGCAAUCGCCCUUGAAAGGACUGCGCAGUUGGCAACGUUCGUAAACAAUAACGCCCAGAAUCCUCUGUUUUGGAAAGACGGUGCGACAGCAGCGAAAAGAAUCACGCCUGUCCUCCAUUUUCUACUAUCAUUACGACGCCCAACAGAUUCAGGUUCAUGCAGCAAUUAUUCGACCGAGCUAAUGCUCAGCGAGGUAGUCAGACUAGCCUUGUUGAUCUUGGUGGCCAGUGUGAAGCAAGCUUUCUCACUCAUAGCAGACGAGCUCACAAUCUUGCAGCAGCGAUUCUCGGCUCUUCUCUACACGGCACCUUAUGACACUCACUUUCCGGAACUCAGCCUUUGGGCGAUCAUUAUGGUCGCCUCUGUCCGGUCGAAUGAGUCGAAUCAACUACAUGCUAGCGCUGUUGUCAAACUGAUGAGAGGCAUGGGGAUCAGAAGUGGCAGAACUGCCGUUGAUAUUGCGAAAUGUUUAAUCUGGAUUGAUGAAUGCAUGGAGACGAAUGUCGCGAGAUUUAUCUUCGACAUUGACCGCGCUUCUUGCUCGUUCGAGACAGGCUAUAGAGACUAG
Molecule: messenger RNA, 1344 nt
Organism: Cladophialophora psammophila CBS 110553
Lineage: Eukaryota; Fungi; Ascomycota; Eurotiomycetes; Chaetothyriales; Herpotrichiellaceae
Exons: 4
Coding region: 1-1344 (447 amino acids)
Source: RefSeq, a predicted model, not a curated record